Mercenaria mercenaria is the source of this 4171-nucleotide messenger RNA. RefSeq lists its product as uncharacterized. The transcript is spliced from 2 exons. Bases 36 to 1196 code for a protein of 386 amino acids. The record is from RefSeq and is a predicted model, not a curated record. Lineage: Eukaryota; Metazoa; Mollusca; Bivalvia; Venerida; Veneridae.
AAACGAAAGUAGAAUCUUUAUUUCAGGACUGGACGAUGGGCGUUUCUGACAGUUCAUUCAGAGAUAUCGAAAAUGAGUCAAAGCUUAUCAACGAACUUGUUUUAUCAGCGAAAUGUGGAAACUUUCAAAAGGUUUGGGAGAUGAUUGGCGAACCAAAUAACCCGAAGAAAGCUCAUUUGUUGAACUGUAUUCCUGAGAGUUUUCGAUGGGGAGUGUUACAUCAAGCAGUCUUCUGGAACGAUGCAAAUAUUUUGAAAAAAAUACUCCGAUUUAAAGCUUGUGUUUCUGAUAUGCGCGCGAAAAGAUGCACGUCUGAAUGCGGCGACACGAGUGAAAUGUGCGCACUCGAAAUAGCAAGAGCCUACAAGUACCCAGAUAUGGAUAGGAUAAUUUCAGCACAUAGCAAUGAUAUAUUGGGACAAAGACUGCCUACAUACCAGAAGCAACUCUAUCUAGGGUUGCUCAGCAACACAAUUGCUGCAUACAAGUCUACUUUUCAUCCAGAGUACAUCAGUCCGAACAAAACGGGUCUAGAAAUUUUAAAUGAUAUUUGGAAAGACAUAUCUAGCAACAACACGAGAUUUGAAGAGGUCAAAAUGCAAGUUUGUGAUGCUAUGCAUAUUGUAUCAACCGCAAAUGCUAAUAUGAUUAAGGGUACAACCACGAAAGAAGAUUUCUACAAGAUGAUUGUGAAGGCGUACACAAUUGAGACGAAUUACCUUUACAAUUACAUCAGCAUGGCAAUGCGAAGACAAACGAGUACAAAUUACAUGCCAACUGGAGAUGAUUUAGCUCUCGGACCAUACGCUGUCAUGUACCAAAUGCUUUUGCUGUUCUGGGACAAAAUUUCCCCCGAAAGCGGCACAACCUACCGUCAGAUGAAAAUGGUAAAAGAGGACGUAGAAAUGUAUAAAGAAGGAACAGAAUUCUAUUGGCAGUCUGUUGUUUCCUCCACAAAAGAUGAAGUGAAUGCCCAGAGCUUUUCGACAGCCGAAGCUGCGCCUGGGGACACCAUUGUUUUGUUUAUUAUAGACAACAGCGCAAAAUGUGAUUGGCAACCGAAAAAUAUUGAGAAGUAUGCCUCGCAUAACGAGAAUGAAAGAACGUACCCGGCUGGGGCAAAGUUUCGAGUCACAAGCUCAGCUAAAUUAUGCCAGGAAAACUUCCAAGUCAAACUAACCCUACUUGCACAAUAGAAAAAUGUGCCAUAACUGAACUGUUUGAGAUGUCGACCUUCAGUGCAAUUUAAACAUACGUGUAUUUAAGCUUUUAUGUUUUUAGCUCGUCUGGGCAAUGUUCAGGAGAGUUUUUGUGAUCGCUCGAUGUCUGUCGUCCGUCGUCUGUUUACACUUAGAUUGUGUAUGCAAUAGAUGCUGCAUUUUUUACUUGAUCUUCAUGAAAUUUGAUCAGAAUGAUUGCCUGGAUAAAAUCUAGACCAAAUUUGAAUAUUGGUCCUCUGGGGUCAAAAACAAAGGUCACUAGGACAAAUCAAAGAAAAACUGUGUGUAUGCAAUAGGGGCUGCAUGUUACACAGGAUCUUCAUGAAAUUUGAUCAGAAUGUUUUAUCUUUAUGAAAUCUAGAUAAAGUUUGAAUAUGGGAUUAAAAACCAGGUCACCCAGUCAAAAAAAAUAAAAAAGCUUGUGUAUGCAAUAGGGGCUGCAUUUUUCACUGGAUCUUCAUGAAAUAUGAUCACAAUAUUUGUCUUGAUGAAAUCUAGGUCAAGUUUGAAUAUAGGCUAUCUGGGGUAAAAAUCUAGGUCACCUGGUCGAAUCAAAGAAAAACCUUUUGUAUGCAAUAGGACUGCAUUUUUCACUGAAUAUUCGUGAAAUUUGAUCAGAAUGUUUGUCUUGAUUAAGUACAAAUAUGAGUUAUCUGCGGUCAAAAACUAGGUCAUCCGGUCAAAUCAAAGCAAAACUGUGUGUGUGCGCAAUAGGGGCUGCAUUUGGAUAUUCGUGAAAUUUGAUCAGAAUAAUCUUCUUGAUGAAAUCUAGGUAAAGUUUGAAUAUGGGUUAUUUGUCGUCAAAAACUAGGUCACUGGUCAAAUCAAAGUAAAACAUUGUGUAUGCAAUAGGGGCUGCAUUUAUCACUGGAUAUUCGUGGCCUUUGAUCUGAUUGUUUGUCUUAAUCAAACCUAGGUUAAGAUUGAAAGUAGGUAAUCUGAGGUCAAAAACUAGUUCACUAUGUCAAAACAAGGAAAAACUAGGUGUGUGCAAUAGGGGCAACAUUUCUCACUGGAUAUUCAUGAAAUUUAAUCAAGAUAAUUGCCACGAUAAAGUCUAGGUGAACUUUGAUUAUGGGUCAACUUGGGUCAAAAACUAGGUCACUAGGUCAAGUUAAAGUAAAACCUUGUGUAUGCAAUUGGGGCUGCAUUUUACACCAGCUAUUCAUAAAAUUUGAUCAGAUUAUUUGUUUUCUUGAAAAUACAGCACAUAAAUUUGGACUACGUGUAUAACUUUAGAUACAAAUUUCAAUACACAUCUUUAAUAUUCUUAACCCUGACCUACUGACCUACUUUCUUGUUUUUGAAGUGACAGGAAAGAGAUUUGGACCACUUGUAUAAUUUUUAAUACAAAUUUCAAUACUCAUCUUUAAUAUUCUUAACCCUGACUUACUGACCUAUUUUCUUGUUUUUGAAGCUACAGCAAAAAGAUUUCGACCACUAGUAUUCUUUUAUACAGAUUUCAGCACGUGUCUUGAAUUAUCUUUACCGUGACCUAAUCACCUACUUUUUUGUUUUUGAAGCUUUAGCAGUCACAUGUAUAAUUUUUCAUACAGAUUUCAAUAAUUAUCUCGAAUAAUCUGGUUAGAACUACACCAAACUUGGUUAGUAGUAUUCUGACAUGGAUCUCUAUCAAUUUUGUCCAAAUGGUUUACACAUUAAUUUUCAUUUAUUCGCAACUUUUAACUGUUCAAGCAAGCAACUAAACUCAGGUUAGCGAUGUAGAGCCACCAUGGCCCUCUUGUUUUUAUUUUAGUCGCGUGGUUAUUGUAAUUUGGCAUUAUAACUCUACAUAAUUUAUCUCGUUUCUUUACAUCUAUAAGAACAUUAUGUUUAUUGUUAGCUUAGCUUGAAGCAGUCUGUUGUUAACGGUUGUGCUACUUGUAUAUAUAUUAUUAUAUUUGUUCCUACAAUGUACUAUAUUAAAAGAAACAAAUGUGAACAAAGUCGUAUUUAGUAGGACACCCUUCAUAAAUGUAACGUCCUGGUUGAGGUGACCCGGUUCCCUAGUAGACACACAAUUACGAAAAUAUUCCGAUAUGUCAUUAUGCGUCCACUUUAAUAGUAGAAAGCAAGUAUAAUUACAUAAUUACUGGGGUUGGUGGUAUUUGGGCUUUUUGUUCUUUGUCGUAAAAGGAUUAUAAAAAGAUUAUAGCCUCUCAUUACGGUGUUCCGUUACGUUCAUCCCCUCCUCUAUGACAUUGGCCGUGUUCGAAGCGCAAAAUCACGAUAAGCAAAGUGCAAAGUUAUUUCGUAGUUUUGUUCAAAGUUCCAUUAGAGUCAUCGCAACCUCUCUGAUAUUGGCCAUGCGCCAAGCGUGAUAUAUCGAUAGCAAAGUGCGAGAUCACGAUGGUAAAGCAAGAGAUCACUUUAUCGAAGCGCGAAAUAAUUUCGCAGUUUCGCAAAGUGCUUUAUUAGGGCCAUCGCUCCUCUCUGAUAGUGGCCAUACUACGACGAUCAAGCGCGAGAUCACUAUUGAGAAGUAUGAGAUAACUAUGGCGAAGUGCGAUAUAAGUCUGCAGCUCUGCCAUGAUAAUUGCGCGUUUUACCUUCGUAGUUACGCACUUUACGCUUAAAGGCCUAGAUUCACUACUAUAUAAGUGUCCCCCCCCCCACAAAUCCAAUAUGCAACUCCCAUCUUAUCUGCGGCUUAUCAGCGAUUAUGUAAUAGCAACUGAUUAGAGGGCAAUGAGCACAGCAGGGACCCCAACUAGACCAUGAAGAUGUGUGCAGUCGAGUUGAAAGAAAUUAAUUUUUCUUCAGUAAAUGUGGAAUGAUAAUAAUAAUAAUAAUUAUUAUUUUGAUAUUAUGUAGAUGAUAAUAACUAUUAUUUUAAUGUUAUAAUAAUGAUAAUAAUAGAAGUAAUCAUAAUCAUAAUUAUUAUUCUCAUUAUUAUUAUUGUCAUUAUUAUUACUAUUAUCAUAUGUAUAUUGUUAUUAUUAUUAUUAUUU